This is a messenger RNA of Saprolegnia parasitica CBS 223.65, 957 nucleotides long. RefSeq lists its product as hypothetical. NCBI's taxonomy places the organism in Eukaryota, Oomycota, Saprolegniomycetes, Saprolegniales, Saprolegniaceae. Gene Ontology annotation, molecular function: signal sequence receptor activity; ribosome binding; transmembrane protein transporter activity. Gene Ontology annotation, biological process: post-translational protein targeting to membrane, translocation; SRP-dependent cotranslational protein targeting to membrane, translocation. Gene Ontology annotation, cellular component: membrane; Sec61 translocon complex. The record is from RefSeq and is a predicted model, not a curated record. The transcript is spliced from 5 exons. Bases 1 to 957 code for a protein of 318 amino acids.
AUGCGCUUCCUGCACUUGAUCCGCCCGCCCGACCGCAAGAUCCCGUUCCGCGAGAAGGUCCUCUGGUCGGUCAUCACGCUCUUCAUCUUCCUCAUUGGCGCCGGCAACGCGAUCUUGAUCAUCAUCCAGCUCUUCUUUGCCGGUAUCCUCGUCAUCAUCUUGGACGAAAUGCUCCAGAAGGGCUACGGCCUCGGCUCGGGCAUCUCGCUCUUCAUUGCGACCAACAUUUGCGAAAGCAUUAUGCGCGCGCUCAAGGAGGCCUUUUACCGCCAGAACUUGCCCAACGUGACGAACUUGCUCGCGACGAUCCUCGUCUUCAUCGUCGUCAUCUACUUCCAAGGCUUCCGCAUCGACCUCCCGGUCAAGUACCAGCGCUACCGCGGCCAGCAGGGCACGUACCCGAUCAAGCUCUUCUACACGUCCAACAUGCCCAUCAUCUUGCAGACGGCGCUUGUCUCCAACUUGUACUUUGUGUCGCAGCUCCUCUACAAGAAGUUUGGCGGCAACUUCCUCGUCGGUCUCCUCGGCAAGUGGCAGGACGUUGAAGGCGGUGGCGGCCAGUCGAUUCCCGUCGGCGGUCUGGCGUACUACAUGUCGGCGCCGUCGAGCGCGGCCCAGAUCCUGUACGACCCGAUCCGCGCCGUCAUCUACGUCGCCUUCAUCCUCGGCUCGUGCGCGCUCUUCUCCAAGACGUGGAUUGAAAUCUCGGGCUCGUCGGCCCGCGACGUGGCCAAGCAGCUCCGCGACCAGCAGAUGGUCAUGAAGGGUCACCGCGACGCGUCGAUCGUGCACGUGCUCAACCGGUAUAUCCCGACGGCCGCGGCCUUUGGCGGCAUGUGCAUUGGCGCGCUCUCGAUGGUCGCCGACUUUUUGGGCGCGAUCGGCUCGGGCACGGGCAUCUUGCUCGCCGUCACGAUCAUCUACCAGUACUUUGAGACCGGCAUGUUUGGCCUGUAA